UUUGAUUAAUAUUAGCUUUUUAUAAAUAUGAAAAACGAGGACAUAAAACCAAAAGAAAAUAAUUCACCAAAGACUCCGGGUGGUAUAAGCAAAUCGCAUUUAACUUCGAUAAGACGUCUUGGUCUGUCGCGGAAAUGGAAGAAAUCUGGAGUUUCGCCGUUUGUUUCUCCGCUCGCUUCUAAUAAUCUUACAAAACCUAAGGAUAGUUCACAGGAGGAAACAAAUACAAGGAAGCGGAAACUACGGUUAGACGAUGAAAACACAGAGCUUUCACCUGUUGAUGUUGAAAAAAAUGAAAUUAAUGACAUUGUUACUACACCGCCAGUUUGCAAACAGGAACCAAAUACUAAUGAUAGCACUCCUAUUAGAAAGGCAACCCGAAAAAAAACUAGGACAAUACCGUAUAAGGAUGAAGAGUGUGCAAUAACUGUGAAAACUAGCCAAGAAGAACAAAACGUAAGUGAAAUAAAGGUAUCUUCUAUAAGUUGUGAAGACGAAAAAAGCAGUCAAAGUAUUCCACCAAAACAAAAUUCAAUACAACCAGUAGAUAUAGUGGAAAAGAAUGAAGAAAUUAAUGAAACGGAAAAUAUCCUUAUCAAUAAUAUUGAAGAUACUAAAUUAAAGGAAACAUGCAAUAAACCGCCUAAUAAAUUGGUAAAAGAGUGCAUAGUUGUUAUACAAAACAAAAUUUUAAAGAAAAAUGGAGUAAAAUCUAUUAUGAAACCUGAAAUUUCGUAUGAUUCUGAUAAUGAAGACGUCCCUUUAAGUCAUUUUAAUAAAACAACACAUAUUAAUAGCAAUUCUGUUUGUGAUUUCAAAAAUAAAGAAACUAAAAACUCUCCAAAAGUACAACCUUUAAAGAAAACUAAAUCAACAAGCAGCAGGAAAAGUGUAUCUACUAAAAACCACAAAGAAAUAAUAGCAAAUAAAGAACACAUCAAAUCAUCACAAAGUUCAAAUUCUUUCAGUGAUGAUGAUGAUGAUUUCGAAUUAAACAAGAAAACAAUAUUUUUCCCCAAACGUAAUGAUAAAAUUAUCAAGCCUGUGAAAGCUAAAUCUACAGGUUCUAUAACACAAAAGGAUAUUGAUGAAUUAAAAGCUAGAAUUGAAAUGAAAAAGCAACUUCUGUUCGCAAAAGCUCAGAGUAAAGAUACUGAAGAAGUGAGAGGCUUAAUAAAAAAGUGGCGGAAAGGUUGCCAGGAUGCUUUAAUGGACCUUUUAGAUUUAAUGAAGAAGAAUUUACCUGAUCGUUCUGAUAUGAACUAUGCUAAUAUAUUAGAAAUGUUAAAAAUACCUGCCUCUUAUGUCGGAUUUGAUCCAGAAAAUGAUUGUUUUAGUACCCCUGAUGAUAAUAGCAUCAUUUCUUCUAUAUUUAGUGAUUUGUAA
Papilio machaon (common yellow swallowtail) is the source of this 1386-nucleotide messenger RNA. RefSeq lists its product as uncharacterized. The transcript has a single exon. The record is from RefSeq and is a predicted model, not a curated record. Lineage: Eukaryota; Metazoa; Arthropoda; Insecta; Lepidoptera; Papilionidae. Bases 28 to 1386 code for a protein of 452 amino acids.